UGCUUUCGCGUGCGCGACCCUUUUACCUAUUUCUCUCCCACCCACUUCCUCUUUCUCCCUCACCAACCCCUUCUCCUUUUCACCACUCAAUCCCUUCUCCCUUCUUCGUUUACAUCCCUCUAAAAUCGCCCUUCCUCGUCUCCACCGGGGCAAAUUAAACGACGCUCAGAGGCGGAGAUCGAGGAGCAAAUCGCGAUCGCGAAUCCGAGGAGAUCGCUUUAUCUGUAAUCCGCAGCGGAAUCGGUUUGGGGGCUUAGUAAACAGGUCCAAGCUCGGUUUGAGUUCUCUUUUUCCCGAUCAAUCUCUCUUGCACUGUGAGUUUGUUAGUCUUGUUGCUGAGAUCUACUCGGAACUAGGGUUUUGGCGCACUAUUGAGGAACGAGGAGCGAGAUCUAGGAAUGAUUUUUGAUGCGAUUUGUUGUGGUUAGGUCAAAGUUGGUCUUUUGCAUUGGAAUCUCUGUCAAAAUCCCUUCUUUUAAUCUUUUUACACCUCAUAACAUGCUUUAAAUGGGAGAUUGCGAUUUGGAGCCUGUAAAGGCGAAGGAAGAAGAGGAUGUAGCAGCUUCUGAUGCUGGGAUUAAUGGGCAUGUGAGCGAAAGUUGUGGGCCGGUGCUUCGAAAGGAGCCUUCGUUCUCUCGGUGGUGCGAUGAGUUUGGCAACCCCUGCCCAGACCGACCUUCCGAUGAUGGAUCUGUGGAGAUUGGCACUGCUGAUGAUUCGGAGGAGUUUGAAUUGCCGUUGCUCCAAGGAAGUGAAUCAGCGAAAGAGUUUUCUGAGAAGGAAACCAGGGGAAUGAACAAUGUUGGCCAAAAAAGCAUUAGAUCAAACACAGAAAAUGGAGGGAGGAGUUAUUUACCCUUGGAUAUUGAUAGUACAAUGGGUGGGAUGGAAAAGGUGGAGCUUUCCACUGGAAGCUCACUUUCGGUAUGGUUUGUGCUGAAGAUAUUGUUUUAUAUACUGGUCUGGUACACUUUUAGUACUUGCUUAACACUCUAUAAUAAGGAGAUGUUGGGGGAUCAUCUCUGGAAGUUUCCUGCUCCCUUUAUGAUGACCACUAUCCAUUUCACAUUGCAAGCACUGUUAUCUAAGGCCAUUGUAUACUACCAAUCUCGAGGCUCCCAAAACAGCAGGGCUACAAUGACAUGGAAGGAUUACUUUAUCCGAGUUGUUCCAACAGCUCUGGGCACCGCUCUUGAUAUAAAUCUGAGCAAUAUAUCGCUUGUUUUUAUAACCGUGACAUUUGCUACCAUGUGCAAAUCUGCUGGUCCAAUUUUUCUCAUUCUGUUUGCUUUUGCAUUUAGGUUGGAGAAACUCAGCUUUAAGCUUCUUGGUAUCAUACUCGUAAUUUCUUUUGGAGUAUUCUUAUCAGUUGCCAAGGCUACUGAGUUUAAUGUUUUGGGAUUUAUUCUUAUUAUGCUUUCUGCUGUCAUGUCUGGCUUCCGCUGGUGCAUGACUCAGAUCCUCUUGCAGAAAGAGGCAUAUGGUCUAAGCAAUCCCAUUACUUUUAUGAGCUAUGUGACCCCUGUGAUGGCCAUAGCAACUGCAAUCCUCUCCCUCAUAAUGGAUCCAUGGCAUGAUUUCAGGAAGAAUCCUUUUUUUGAUAAUUGGAGGCAUCUAGUAAGAACUUCCUUAUUAAUGCUUUUGGGUGGAGCAUUGGCGUUCUUUAUGGUUUUAACUGAAUAUAUUCUUGUUUCGACCACCAGUGCGGUAACAGUGACAAUAGCUGGGAUUGUUAAGGAGGCUGUUACUAUUUUGGUUGCAGUGCUUCUCUUUCAUGAUCCAUUUACCUGGUUAAAAGGAAUUGGACUUGUCAUUAUAAUCUUUGGUGUCAGUUUGUUCAACUGGUACAAGUAUCACAAGUUAAAGACUGGUCAGUCUAAUGAUAAUGAAGCAGCAGAAAAUUUUCCAUCUUCCAAUGGAACAGCUAAAUAUGUUAUCAUGGAUGAUUUGGAAUCACAGGAAGGUGCUGAUUGAUUGAUUGAUUUAUUUUUUCGUUCCUAUACAUAUCCGACAGGAUGUAUUGCUACCAGGCACACUUUGAUGCAGAAAAGGUUCUCCAGCAUCACAUGUUUACAGCCUGGUCUCGCGAAUGAAUCGCUACCAUUCUUUUCAUUUUUGGGGGAAACUAUGUGCCAUGUAAUGCCAUUGAUUCAUUCAUGCAUAUUGGUUCAGGUUUCAGCAGGAUGUCACUGAUCAAAUAGUCAAACAAACAGAAGAAGAUAUACUGUAGCUUCUGGGACAGUUUUGAAGGUUUUUAUUAUUUAUUUGUUACCUUCUUUAUUUUUCGAUGUGAAUUAGAUUCACAUCCUCUUGAUUUUAGCAACAAAGGAGCAUCCUGAAACGCAGUUCCAAUCACAUUCAAAUAUGUAAAGGAUGACAUGUGAUAACGUGAUAUUUAAAUUUCAUUACCACAUUUCUUUCGCUGUUACCGAGUAAAACUGUGGCCUCAAUUUUA
Molecule: messenger RNA, 2455 nt
Organism: Ananas comosus (pineapple)
Lineage: Eukaryota; Viridiplantae; Streptophyta; Magnoliopsida; Poales; Bromeliaceae
Product: probable sugar phosphate/phosphate translocator At1g06470
Exons: 12
Coding region: 508-1974 (488 amino acids)
Biological process (GO): UDP-glucose transmembrane transport
Cellular component (GO): Golgi apparatus; cis-Golgi network; endoplasmic reticulum-Golgi intermediate compartment
Molecular function (GO): antiporter activity
Source: RefSeq, a predicted model, not a curated record